Molecule: messenger RNA, 3463 nt
Organism: Melanotaenia boesemani (Boeseman's rainbowfish)
Lineage: Eukaryota; Metazoa; Chordata; Actinopteri; Atheriniformes; Melanotaeniidae
Product: catenin beta-1-like
Exons: 17
Coding region: 188-2494 (768 amino acids)
Biological process (GO): cell adhesion; positive regulation of transcription by RNA polymerase II
Cellular component (GO): adherens junction; catenin complex
Molecular function (GO): transcription coactivator activity; cadherin binding; protein phosphatase binding
Source: RefSeq, a predicted model, not a curated record
CGCACCGCGGAAGCAACAUCUUCGGCGAGGCAGCCACGGGUGUGGUUCGGAUUAGUACGGGUGGUUCACCUAGCAGUCGUUUUCCUAUUUUCAGCUACGUGAAAGGGGAAAAAAUUCUGACCAGAACCACGGAGAAGCCGUUUGACUUUGACAUAUCUGCUGUGCGGACUGAGGGCAGGCAAGAACAAUGGCUACCCAGUCUGAUUUGAUGGAGUUGGACAUGGCUAUGGGAGACAGUAAGGCUGCUGUGAGCCAGUGGCAACAGCAGUCCUAUCUGGAUUCAGGAAUUCAGUCUGGUGUCACCACCACUGCUCCAUCCCUGAGUGGCAAGGGGAACCCUGAUGCUGAAGAAGAAGAUCCAACUCUCUAUGACUGGGAGUUCAACCAACCCUUCACUCCUGAGGCUACAGAUAUUGAGGGGUAUGCCAUGACCCGGGCCCAGCGUGUGCGUGCUGCCAUGUUCCCUGAGACUUUGGAAGAGGGCAUUCAGAUUCCACCUACCCAGCUGGAUGCAGCCCACCCAACGGCGGUGCAGCGUCUGGCAGAGCCCUCUCAGAUGCUAAAGCACGCUGUAGUUAACCUUAUUAACUAUCAAGAUGAUGCUGAGCUGGCCACUCGUGCCAUACCUGAGCUCACCAAACUGCUCAAUGAUGAGGACCAGGUUGUUGUGAAUAAAGCCGCUGUAAUGGUGCAUCAGUUGUCAAAGAAGGAGGCAUCGCGCCAUGCCCUCAUGCGUUCACCGCAGAUGGUUUCAGCAGUUGUUCGUGCCAUGCAAAACACUGGUGAUGUGGAAACUGCUCGUUGCUCUGCAGGCACCUUACACAAUCUUUCCCACCAUCGUGAGGGACUCCUUGCAAUCUUUAAAUCUGGAGGUAUCCCUGCCCUGGUCAAGAUGUUGGGCUCACCGGUGGACAGUGUUUUGUUCUAUGCCAUCACCACACUUCACAACCUGUUGUUGCACCAGGAAGGGGCCAAAAUGGCAGUGCGCCUAGCUGGGGGCCUCCAAAAGAUGGUGGCGCUGUUGUCUAACACCAAUGUUAAGUUCUUGGCAAUCACUACCGACUGUCUGCAGAUCCUGGCAUAUGGCAAUCAGGAAAGCAAGUUGAUAAUUCUGGCCAGUGGUGGCCCCCAGGCCCUGGUCAACAUCAUGAGGACCUUCACAUAUGAGAAACUGCUGUGGACCACAAGCAGAGUGCUUAAGGUGCUCUCUGUUUGCUCAAGCAACAAGCCUGCCAUUGUUGAAGCUGGAGGCAUGCAGGCUCUAGGGCUUCAUCUGACAGAUCCAAGCCAGCGUCUGGUCCAAAACUGUCUGUGGACUCUGAGAAAUCUUUCUGAUGCUGCCACUAAACAGGAGGGGAUGGAGGGUCUCCUGGGGACCCUGGUCCAGCUGCUGGGCAGUGAUGACAUCAAUGUGGUGACAUGUGCUGCUGGCAUUCUCUCCAACCUGACUUGCAACAACUACAGUAACAAACUUAUGGUCUGCCAGGUUGGCGGCAUCGAGGCUUUAGUGCGAACAGUGCUUCGGGCUGGUGACAGGGAGGACAUCACCGAGCCAGCGGUCUGUGCUCUGCGCCACUUGACCUCCCGCCACCAGGAUGCUGAGAUGGCCCAGAAUGCUGUGCGUCUUCACUAUGGCCUGCCUGUGGUAGUGAAACUACUGCACCCUCCAUCCCACUGGCCAUUGAUCAAAGCAACAGUUGGUCUUAUUCGCAACCUGGCUCUCUGCCCAGCUAAUCACAGUGCUUUGCGGGAGCAGGGUGCCAUCCCCCGACUGGUCCAGCUGCUCGUCAGAGCUCACCAGGACACCCAGAGGCGCACCAGCAUGGGAGGCAACCAACAGCAGUUUGUUGAGGGUGUGCGUAUGGAGGAAAUAGUGGAAGGGUGCACAGGAGCUCUGCACAUCCUGGCCCGCGAUGUCCACAACAGAAUUGUUAUCAGAGGGCUUAACACCAUUCCACUCUUUGUCCAGUUGCUGUAUUCUCCAGUGGAGAAUAUCCAGCGUGUUGCAGCAGGUGUGCUGUGCGAAUUGGCCCAGGACAAGGAAGCUGCUGAGGCAAUCGAAGCUGAAGGAGCCACUGCACCACUCACCGAGUUGCUGCACUCCCGCAACGAGGGCGUUGCAACUUAUGCUGCAGCUGUCUUGUUCCGCAUGUCUGAGGACAAACCCCAGGACUACAAGAAACGUCUGUCAGUGGAACUGACCAGCUCUUUGUUCAGGACUGAACCCAUGGCCUGGAAUGAUACUGGAGACCUGGGACUGGAAAUUGGAGCACAGGGCGACCCCCUGGCUUACAGGCAGGAUGAUGGAGCAUAUCGGGCCUACCCCCCAGCUUACGGGCAGGACUCCCUGUUAGACCCCAUGAUGGAAGGUGCCGACUACCAUGCUGACACGCUGCCUGACCUGGGUCACCACACUGAUCCUCUGCCAGACCUUGGCCACACCCAGGAUCUGAUGGACAGCAACCAGCUGGCCUGGUUUGACACCGACCUGUAGGAUUGGUGAGAUGUUGUUUUCUAAUAGAACCUGCAUUGUGACUGGCCUGUAUUGUCUGAAGCAGCAUUGUGAUUGCCCUGUAGAUUGUUAAAGGAAAGAGGAAUAAGUGGUCUUGGAAAGUGCCUGACACAGGAAGAUAAAGAUGGUUGCCACAGGAAUGUUAAAGCAAGUUGAAAAGGGGGGAAAGAAGGAAUAAAAGAAUCAGAUGUGGAAUCAUACAAUGGAGGUCCAAGAGCAGGUUAUCUGUUUGAAUGAGCACACAUGAGGUGGAUCUUAAAAAGUGUGAAACACAUAUGUUUUAGCCUUGCCUGUAUUCUUAUCAAAUUUGUUUCUAUUUUUCUUAUUCAUUUUUUUUUUAUUUCUUUUGUAUUAUUCAUUCUGUUAUGGUACUGACCCAGCUUGCCUUCGCACUAGCCAUCUUCAUUUCAUUUCAGUGCUAAUCAUUUGUAAUUUCUUUCCUUUUUUUUUUCUUUUUCUUUUUUUUAAGAACGUAUGUUACACGUAGUGUUAAGUUAUAGUGAUAUUAUACAAUGUUCCUUUGGUUAUGGUCGAAUGUGUAGAACACUAAUAAUCAGUUAAAAUGUAUUCUGACUUAAAGUGUAACAUUGUGUAGUUUUUUUUAUAAUCUCAAAAAUGGAGAAUUAUGCAUUCUUAAUAUGUGCUUGUUUAAGCAUAAAAUAUGUCGGUGUCAAAUGUUCUAAAGAGGGAUAUGGGUCAAAUUGAGGGUGUGUUGGGGAUAAAUCUAGAGACAAGUGUUUUAUAUACAGUAUCACUGGUAGCUUCACUAUUUUGUAUGCUAUCAUUGGAUGUGUGAAAGAAAAAUUCUAAUGCUAUUGUUGGCGGUCUGAUAAAACCCAGUUUUAUGUGCUAUCAAGGGUAGCUAGGUUGACAGACAGUUGUAGUCCUGCUGUGUUUAUUUUGGAGACGAGGUUAUAACACGGCUGAACAAUAAAAUGGCAUUUUAUUUCA